UGACACACUCCCUUUUCAUAUUGCCUGGCUUAUUCAUAGGGCCCUGCCUGGGCCCCUGCUCCCAAAAAGGAAGGGGUCUACACCCACCCACCCAGCUGCGACCCUGGACGACAACACCCCCGGUUGCAAUUGCUUCAGUGCACACCGGUGAAGCCUGUAGCUGCUGACUGGAACCAUCUUUGCAUUGAACCAGACUGAAGCAGGCAGAGAAGGGGGGGGAGAGAGUUAAACGAAGCACUCCGGGCUGCAUCCUGCAAGCUCGCUUCCUCCUUUGCCAGUCAAAGGCAGUGACGCUGCAGGGAGGAAUUGGCCAAAUUGGUCCGUUCCCUUCCAGACAGACCAAUUUCCAGGGAGAAGAGCGAGCUGGAGAAGGAGCCCCGGGGGCGGGGGGCAACACGCGCCUGUAGUAGUCCAGCCCGCUGCUCCCGCCGCGUUCCUUCAAGCGGGGCGUAGCUGCAUAGGCCGUGAUGCCUUUCCGGAAAGUUAUUUCUGAUGUAGAAGGUGCUCAGUUGAAGGUGUUCUGAAAGGAAAGCCAGAGGGCAGACCUAAAAUGGCUGGAUGUGUGUCCUUCCAUGACUCUUUCUCUUGCAGCAAAGCAUGUGGUCCACAGCUUACCAAUUCCCCCACUGUGAUAGUUAUGGUUGGCCUCCCAGCUCGCGGGAAAACCUACAUUUCCAAGAAGCUGACCCGUUACCUCAACUGGAUUGGCGUCCCAACAAAAGUGUUUAAUGUUGGGGAGUAUCGCCGGGAAGCCGUGAAACAUUACAGCUCUUAUGACUUCUUCCGUCCCGAUAACGAAGAGGCUAUGAAAGUCCGCAGGCAAUGUGCCUUAGCUGCCUUGAGAGAUGUCAAAUCGUACUUGUCUGAGGAAGGUGGCCAGAUUGCGGUUUUUGAUGCUACAAACACCACCCGCGACAGAAGAUCAAUGAUCUUGCAUUUUGCCAAAGAACAUGGAUUCAAAGUAUUCUUCAUCGAAUCCGUCUGCAAUGACCCAUCAGUUGUUGCUACCAACAUUAUGGAAGUCAAGUUGUCCAGCCCUGAUUAUAAGGACUGCAACUCGGCAGAUGCUGUGGAAGAUUUCAUGAAGAGAAUCGGCUGUUACCAAUCUAGCUACCAGCCUCUUGACCCAGAUGACUGUGACAGAGACCUUUCGCUUAUCAAAGUGAUCGACGUUGGCCGAAGGUACCUGGUGAACAAGGUCCAAGACCACAUCCAGAGUCGCAUCGUCUACUACCUGAUGAACAUCCACGUUCAGCCCCGCACCAUCUACUUGUGCCGGCAUGGCGAGAGCGAGUCGAAUCUCAAAGGGAAGAUUGGAGGAGACUCAGGUCUCUCCUGGAGGGGCAAGAAGUUUUCCAGUGCGCUCAGCCAUUUUGUCCAGGAACAGAACCUGAAAGAUCUCAAAGUUUGGACCAGCCAGCUGAAGAGAACCAUCCAGACUGCAGAAGCCCUUGACAUGCCCUACGAACAGUGGAAGGCGUUGAAUGAAAUCGAUGCUGGUGCGUGUGAAGAGAUGACUUACGAUGAAAUCAAAGAGAAGUACCCGGAAGAAUUUGCUUUGCGGGACCAGGACAAAUACUAUUACCGCUACCCAUCUGGCGAGUCCUACCAAGAUCUGGUGCAGCGCCUAGAACCCGUGAUCAUGGAGCUGGAGAGGCAGGAGAAUGUCCUUGUCAUCUGUCACCAGGCCGUGAUGAGAUGUCUAUUGGCCUACUUCCUCGACAAGAGCGCAGAGGAAAUGCCUUACUUGAAAUGUCCCCUCCACACAGUGCUGAAGCUGACUCCUGUGGCCUAUGGUUGCAGAGUUGAAUCCAUCUGUUUGAACGUCGAAGCUGUGAACACCCACCGGGACAGACCAGAGGAUGCAAGGAAGGGAUCUAGCACCCUCCUGAGGCGCAAUAGCGUCACCCCUCUAGCGAGCCCAGAGCCCACCAAAAAGCCUCGCAUCAACAGCUUUGAGGAGCAUGUGGCUGAUGCUGCUUCUGCUGCCCUGCCCACCUGUAUGCCCCAGGAGGUGCCCACCCAGGUGCCUGGACAAGUUGGUUACCUUCUUUUGUCGGUGUCUUUCCUUUCCUGGGGAAGGCCUGCCUAACCUGAACAGCUCCCUCGCGCAAUCUUGAAUUUCUCCCUGUGAUGUUUGGGGAAAGGGAAAAAGCACAGAUGGAAGGAAGUUGAGCUCCGUCGCGUUGCCUGGCUCCGAAGCUUGCAUCUGCCGUGUGUCUCCGUUCAACUCCAGGCCAACCCUUGUUGACUGUCUCCAUCACUGAUCAUCUGCCUGCCUCUCGGACUCAACAAAAUACUGGGUUUUGGGGGGCUGCCGGGGGGGAAUACACACAGAGAGAACAUCUCCUUAGAAUGAUAAAAAUGAUGGAUCCGACACUUGAUCUUUAAACUGUUUCCCCCCCCCCCCAUUACUGUUGCUCCCAUCACUUCCUCAGAUUCUGGUAGACUACAUGGCAGGUCCUAAAUUACUCCUUUGCAAGGCCGUGUGUUCCAGGUUGUUUUUGUUGUUGUUGCUAUUAUUAUUUCUGAUAUGACACAGUUGCCUUGGAGUGAAGAGACGGACACUGUGCUGCUCUCAGCCUAUGUAAAUAAAUGGGUGGCGCCGAUUGUUGCUGGCGUGUGUGUGUACGGAGGGCUGUAGCUAGGAAUGGGAGGCAUAAAAGGACCUCUCCCUUGUUUUGGGGGGGGGGACCUACUUGUCUGUUUUUAGCGUUGCCAGUUUGGAUCUCUUCAUCUCUUCCUACCCCCUACAAGCAGGAAAUCGGUGGGGGUCACCUGCAGAAUCCAUGGCUGUGUUUGUGUGUGGGAUUCUGCUGGGGUUUUCUAACAGCUACCAAAAAACACAAAACUCUCCCACUUCUUUUCCCUGGCUGUGUUAAAAGGGCAUGCAAGGACUCCCCCAUGGCACAGCUAUCCUUUUUCAUCGGCCUGAGGGACCUGCAUUAGCUGGUGUUGAAACCGCUUGCGGAGACCACAGCAGCCAGUUCAAGCUGGGAUGGGUGUGAGAAGUAAGAUACAACAGGUGUGGUUUGAAACUUGUCUAUGUACUGCACACAGAAGGGUUGAGUGUCAGUUCUGAAGAGCGUAUGCACGCAUUGUACUCUGCAAGUUACUUCCCCAAAUCCUUUGCUUCCUUCAAAUGCUUCACCCAUGCGGGACUUUUUAAAAAAAACCCAGCUUAACGUACGUCAUGGAUAAGGCAGUACAGGGUUAGCCCUGCAGAUGUUGUUGGCCGUGCUUGCUAGGGCUGAUGGGAGUUGGAGUCCCACAACAUCUGAAGGGCACCGGGCUGGCUACCCUUGGAGUAGCAGGCAAGGCUUCCAGAGACCGAGUGAAGUGACUCCAGGAAUAUGGCAACUACUGGGUGGAUGGGUCAGCUUCAGAAAGGUGCAUAGCAAUGCCUUGAGCGCCUGCCUUGGCAUACAACAAGCGCUUUUCUGUGCGUGUGGUGGUGGUUGAAGAUUAAGGCUGUGCCAAAGUGAAUUGCUUUUGGCUGUGUCUGACCGCUGGAAAGAAGUAGACCUACUGAAAUGAAUAGACCUGGCUAACUGGGGUCUGCUCAUCAGGUCUGCUCUGAGUAGGACUUCCAUUGGAUGCAACCCAUUUUCUCUCUGAGUUUGGAGUGCAUGUAUUGAGAUUCGUCCCUGCCCCUUCAGUCAAGGAUUUUCUCUCCUUUAUUUUUUUUUUUGAGAGGAACAGCGACUUUAUUUUGUACACAGCACAGCAAGCGCGUACCCUCCCGCCUCCUGACCCAGCUAGAUAAACAAGGUGUGGUUUGCAUUUGCCUACAUCUUGUACCCUGUGAUAAAAUACCUACUACACAAACUCGCCUUUUGCUUGGUUUUAUAUAGAAUGAAUUGAACAAAUAUUAAUAGGGUUCCCUGGAACAAAAACAAUCAUUUUUGCUUCAAGCAAUUUGAAUAAAAGAAGGAAUAUGUGGACUAGGGGUGGGUUGGUGUGCUUGUUUGUACGUGUGCGUGUGUGUGUGGUUCGUUGAUUGUAGUAAUCUCUCACUGGAAGGAAGAGCAGGUCAUAGUCGUGAUAGCUACAGCCUGAGCAGGAAAGGCAAUUUAAAACCACACCAACAAUCUCAUUCUCAGAUUGUGUUUUUUCCUUUGAUACUUGAAUUUAUAUUUUUUAUCAUUUUUUGUAAUAGCGAAGUGCUAUUUAUUUAUUUAACUGAAGUCGCAGAGCUGAGAGGAGUUCCUCCUCUCCCCCCCCCCCCCCGGACUUGUGUGAUGCUAAUUCUGUAUAUAUGUACGUAUUUGGAAUACUUGGGGUUGGGUUUUUGUUUUCGGCCUGAGAUGGAACCGUUUCAGCUUGUAAAAAAAGGUCUGCCUUUUGGAAAUUUGUACAUUUUGCAGCUGCUGGACCAAUUAAAAAUCUUCUUGAAAUAGAA
This is a messenger RNA of Rhineura floridana, 4402 nucleotides long. It is a transcript of the gene PFKFB3, whose product is annotated as 6-phosphofructo-2-kinase/fructose-2,6-biphosphatase 3. Gene Ontology annotation, cellular component: cytosol. Gene Ontology annotation, biological process: fructose metabolic process; fructose 2,6-bisphosphate metabolic process. Lineage: Eukaryota; Metazoa; Chordata; Lepidosauria; Squamata; Rhineuridae. The transcript has 17 exons. Bases 551 to 2092 code for a protein of 513 amino acids. The record is from RefSeq and is a predicted model, not a curated record. Gene Ontology annotation, molecular function: ATP binding; fructose-2,6-bisphosphate 2-phosphatase activity; 6-phosphofructo-2-kinase activity.